AUGUUCAAGCUAACGAUGCUGAUGGGCCUGGCCCUCAUCCUGGCUCCAUCCACGAUCCAGGCCAAAUCCCUGUGCCGCAGCAGCGGCUACUUCGCCCAAGUGGAUAACACACCCAACUUCUACGCCUGCCAGUCCACCGGCCACGGUGGCUACACCAUGCGCCACCUGCGCUGCCCCGCUGGCCUGGUCUUCAGCUCCUCGAUGGCCCAGUGCGUCCAGUCCAUCUCCGCGUUUGAGGCUCGCGACGAUAGCAACAUCGAGAACCCCACCAUUCCGCCGAACAACCUGGAUGACAGCACCACUGCUGCCUCCACCACCGAGAAACCAGCUACCGAGGCACCUAGCACCACCGAAGCACCUAGCACCACCGAGGCUCCUGCCACCACCGAGAAACCAGCUACCGAGGCACCUAGCACCACCGAGGCAGCCAGCACCACCGAGGCAGCCAGCACCACCGAGGCAGCCAGCACCACCGAGGCAGCCAGCACCACCGAGGCACCCAGCACCACCGAGGCACCUAGCACCACCGAGGCACCCAGCACCACCGAGAAACCAGCUACCGAUGCUCCCGGAACCACCGAGAAACCAGCCACCGAUGCUCCUGGCACCACAGAUGAGCCAGCUACUGAUGAACCCGUAACCGACGAGCCUUCGACCGACGAGCCGGCAACCGGUGAGACCAGUACCGAUGAGCCCAGCACCGAGACCACUGAUAGCGGCGACGUGACCACCAGCAAUGACGCGGAAACCACCGAGGUGGACAACGUGUGCGCCACCACCGGAAUGUUCCCAACGGAAAGCUGCACACACUUCAUCAUCUGCAGCUACGCCGAAAGCGACGAGCUGAAGGCAUACACCAAGAAGUGUCCUGGCGAGAUGCAGUUCGAUCCCUUCAACUCCGUUUGCUCCGCAGGUUAUGACUGCACUGCCAGAAAGUAA
Messenger RNA from Drosophila teissieri, 939 nucleotides. Its product is annotated as salivary glue protein Sgs-3. The record is from RefSeq and is a predicted model, not a curated record. The transcript has a single exon. Gene Ontology annotation, molecular function: chitin binding. Gene Ontology annotation, cellular component: extracellular region; extracellular matrix. Lineage: Eukaryota; Metazoa; Arthropoda; Insecta; Diptera; Drosophilidae. Gene Ontology annotation, biological process: extracellular matrix organization. Bases 1 to 939 code for a protein of 312 amino acids.